AAACCAGAUCUCUUUGGUCCCACUUUCUUACUCGCACUACAACCAUUCAAAAACAACGCUUCUCUAUUUAUACACCUCGCCACCUCUCUUCUCUAUCGCCGCCUCUCUCUGUCAAAACUCUCAUUAGCUAAUUUCUCUCUUUAUUCCACCGUAAAAAAUGGCAGGAACCGGAGUGGUAGCUGUCUACGGUAACGGCGCACUGACGGAGACCAAGAAAUCUCCUUUCUCCGUCAAAGUAGGUCUCGCCCAGAUGCUCCGUGGCGGCGUCAUAAUGGACGUCGUUACUCCCGAGCAAGCACGUAUCGCCGAAGAAGCUGGCGCUUGUGCCGUCAUGGCUCUUGAGCGUGUCCCUGCCGAUAUUCGCGCGCAAGGCGGCGUGGCUCGCAUGUCAGACCCACAACUUAUUAAAGAAAUCAAACAGUCCGUUACAAUCCCCGUCAUGGCCAAGGCCCGUAUAGGCCACUUUGUUGAGGCUCAAAUUCUAGAAGCCAUAGGGAUUGAUUACGUGGACGAAAGUGAAGUUUUAACUCCGGCCGACGAAGAGAACCACAUUAACAAACACAACUUUCGGAUUCCCUUCGUUUGCGGUUGCCGGAACUUAGGCGAGGCCCUGCGGCGGAUUCGCGAAGGUGCGGCGAUGAUACGGACCAAGGGCGAGGCUGGUACCGGGAAUGUUGUCGAAGCCGUUACGCAUGUGCGGUCCGUGAUGGGUGAUAUUAGGGUUUUGAGGAACAUGGACGAUGAUGAGGUGUUCACUUUCGCGAAAAAGAUUGCGGCGCCGUACGAUUUGGUGAUGCAGACGAAGCAGUUGGGAAGGUUGCCGGUGGUGCAAUUCGCGGCCGGCGGGGUGGCGACGCCGGCGGACGCGGCGCUGAUGAUGCAGCUUGGUUGUGACGGGGUUUUUGUUGGGUCCGGUGUGUUCAAGAGUGGAGACCCUGUGAAGCGGGCCCAGGCUAUUGUACGGGCUGUGACGCAUUAUAGUGACCCGGAGGUGGUGGCGGAGGUGAGUUGCGGGUUGGGUGAAGCCAUGGUGGGGCUCAAUUUGAAGGAUGAGAAGGUUGAGAGGUUCGCCAGUCGAUCCGAAUAAAAGAAAAGAGGUGAGGUAUGAAGAAUACUGAGAUGAUAGCCAACAGGCAGACUUUUCAACCUGGGGAAUUCAGCUGAAGAUCGGUGCAGGAUCCUUUGUCUUCUGCAAACCAUUUAAAUGUAGUUUACAUCCAGUGAGAUGUACUUUGUGUAUAAUAUUUGACUUAGCUGUUCUUUUUUAUGGUUCUUUAUUCUGCAUUUCCUUGAAUUUUGAACUUCAGUAUGAUGGAGGAUUAGGGCCUGUCAACAGUUUGCUUUGAAGAAAAUAAUAUUAGUUUAACUUUUCAAGUGCC
Pistacia vera is the source of this 1379-nucleotide messenger RNA. RefSeq names its product probable pyridoxal 5'-phosphate synthase subunit PDX1. Gene Ontology annotation, biological process: pyridoxine biosynthetic process; pyridoxal 5'-phosphate biosynthetic process; amino acid metabolic process. The coding region runs from base 158 to 1087 and encodes 309 amino acids. The record is from RefSeq and is a predicted model, not a curated record. The transcript is spliced from 2 exons. Gene Ontology annotation, molecular function: amine-lyase activity. NCBI's taxonomy places the organism in Eukaryota, Viridiplantae, Streptophyta, Magnoliopsida, Sapindales, Anacardiaceae.